CUGUUGACCGCUGUCAAGUAUUUUGUGCUAGACUCGUUAUCGCUCAGUCGCUGUACAUUUUAAAAUAUUUUAGGUUAACUGUGUUGUGAUUAGUUUUUGUUGUGAAAUAACAAUUUUUUAUACAUGUGAUUAAUCGAAAAAUACAUUAUGGAGAGCGGAAAUAUCGCAGCUAUUUUUUUAUUACUAAUAUCGUCAAUAUACCUAUGUCAAAGUGCUAAAAUAAAUACGCCUAGAGUGCUGCUCCCCUGGUUUGAGAAUUUGUAUGUGAAUUUUACGUUCGAAAUUAUAGAUGGUGGCUGCUAUGAGUGGAGUUUAUCGCGCGAUGACAUCAUCGACUUGGAGCCCUUGUACGAAGAUACCUGGGGGCAUUGUUCGAGGUCCGCGCGUGUAUCAGUCUCCAAGACAUGUGUUUCGCCCGGCACUGUUAUUAUUCUCGCCCAGGAAGUGAACUCUGGUGAGAUAUUACGAGGAGAUGUUGAUGUUGAUAAAGUAGACUCCUUAAAAGUGUUGAGUACUACUUGGAAAUUGUAUCUGGAGGAGGCACCAGAGGCAUUUGAAGUCAUUGCAUCUGAUGAUCAAGGAAAUACAUUUUCCACUUUGGAAGGAGUGCCAUUUGAAUGGUCUGUAAAAAACAUUGGCAGUAGCAUUGGCCAGGAAAACUUGGUGAAUUUCGUUCAAUGGAGCGACACAGACUAUGAAGCGCCGCGUGGUGUAGCAGAGCUCGAGGCAAUUGGUUUGCGAUCAUACUCUGUCCUGCUGUAUGGGCAGGCGAUGGGAGAUUGCCAAGUAACUGUGUGUCUUGGAGACAUCUGCACCAAUGUGAACCUGCAAGUGGUUCCCAGUGUCGUUCUUACACCUGCCACUGCAAUAAUUGCAUUGGGUGAUACUUUACGAUACAAAGUUGUUAAAGUAUUUGCUGGCCGUCUGACAAUCCAAAAUAUACAAGAUACAGUAUAUUACACCAAACUACCUGAAAACAAUAUAGCUGAUUUAGAAGAUUCGGUCAGUCUAGUACGAGGCCUUCAAAUCGGAACAACAAGCAUAUACCUAAUGUCAGGAGCUACAGAAGUGACGUCAGCAGUCCUCACGGUGGCAAACCCUUACAGCAUACGUGUAACUUUACGUCCAUCUGGCUUGAUCAUUCGCGGAGAGAAAUUCAUAAUACACAGCAUAUUAUUAGACGCUGAAGGCCAUGCCAUAACUGCCGGAGAUGAGGUGCUUAUAAGGCUCUCUGUAGAGGGAGAUGCUAAUGUCGAUCUAUUACGGUCUACAGAGAAUGGAACUUUGACAGAUGCAAUGGCUCAGAAUGCGGGAACAUUUACUGUUACAGCGAGAUUGCAUUCAAUUGCUGGGAAGGUUAUAUCGCAAAAGGUUGAAGGCCAGGUUUCUGCUGUUGUUGAAGAUCCAUUAGAAGUGAUACCACCGGAGCUUUAUGUUGCAUGGACAGAAACUAAACAAGAAGUGCAGUUAAAACAUCGCGGCGGAGGCGAGGAGCCGGUGACUUGGUCGUUAGGUGAGACGGUGACAGACGCUUUCUCGCUCACUCCCGCGGGUGAUAUGUUGGUGCGCGGCGUGGGCAGUGUUGCGGUGCACGUGCACUUGACUAGACACCCACACGUACGGGCUACUGGCAGAGUAUGGUCAUCCCCAAUGGAGUUGCUGCAAGUGUCUAGUUCCGGCCUCGCUCGCGUCGGCCGCCCGCACCAACUGCACAUAGCUCUUACCGCCGCGCACCCCUCCAAUGGCGAGCUGUACAACUACCAUGUAUGUGACUGCGCUUCGUUUGCGGUUUCUUUGCUGGAGGGUCCGGAACCACAGAAUUUCACAUCCGCGCCAUGGAUACAACCAGCCGAGGGCGCGUGCUGCGUGAUCGAGGUGGUGUUCGUGUCCAGCGGCGUGAGCACGCUGCGCGUGAGUCGCGCGCGCGUGGCGGACACGGCGCGCGUGGCGGUGUCGGCCGCGCCCGCGCUGCUGUGGCCGCACAAGGCCGCCGCGCUCGUCGGCGCCACGCUGCCGGUGAUAGCAGAAGGCGAGUCGUUAGUACCGCAGGCGAGCGAGUCGCGCGUGGCGGAGCUGACGCCGCGUGAUGGGCCGCCGCCGUACAACCAUCCCGACGUGCAUCUGUUUACGCUCAAGUGUCAUAAGAAAGGCGAAACGUCCCUGGAGCUGUGGUCGCGCGGUGCGUGGGAGAGCGAGUCGCUUCGACUUGAGGCUGCGUGUGCGCCGGCUGUAGCGCGGCUCCGUCUCGAGCCCCCUGACACGCCCGGCAACUGCUCUAGCCCGGCCAGAAUUUGGCUCCGUCCCGGUCACGAGGUGUCGGUGAAAGUGAUGUUGUUCGAUGCGAUAGGCAGAGAGUUGCUCGACGAGCGCGGCCCGCGGGUGUCAUGGGAUAUUGACCCUAACCACAUCGGCAUAGAGUACAGAUCCACCGACAGGUUGUUUGUACAGACACAUCCAGAUUUUGAACCUGUACCGGUGCCACAAAAGUUUUAUCAGUUGGUGAUCGCAAAUGAAAAAGCCAUUGGCUGGAGUGGUGUUCUUAAAGCCAGUAUUGAUGAUGUAACUGCCAGUAUUCAAGCUAAAGUCGUCGCACCGUUAAAAUGCGAGCCAUUGCAAGUUCACAUGGCUUGGGAAGGCGAGAACUCGAGCUCCGUCGGCACGGUCCGCGGCGGCAGCGGCAAGUACCUGGUGGAGGCGGGCGGGGGGGCCGCGGGCGCGGUGCGGGGCGGAGAGCUGUUACUGCAGGCCCCCGCGCCUGGACUCUACCACGUGCGAGUGGCCGACAUGUGCGUGCAUGAUGAACACACUGUUGAGGUGCACAUGGAAGAAAUAUUUAGCGUAGAAGUGUCGACAUCGCGCGCUGUGAGUGUCGGCGGGUGCGUGCCAAUAUCAGCUCUAGUGAAGGGCAUAUCGCAGCGUUACUUAUCGAUAAGUAGCUCGCCGGAGUGGCGAACACAUGGACACGUGAUCGUUAGGGAUGGUCAGCUCUGCGGAAUUAAGGAGGGUACAGGAAGAGUGAGGGCUGCUGUUGGCGGCGUGUGGAGUUCUGAUGUUGAGAUCGGUGUGUUCGGCGCCUUGCGCGUGGAGGUGAGUCACGCGCGCAUCGCGGUGGGCGCCAAGCUGCAGCUGCGCGCGCGCGGCGGCCCGCCCGCGCACCUCGCCGCCGCGCACUACCGCGCCGUGCCGCCGCACCCCGCCAUAGAGGUGACCUCAACGGGCUUAGUGCACGGACUUGCAAUGGGAACGGCCCGCGUCAAACUUGUGGCUGUCGACGGCGCCAAUGUAGAAAUCGAUAGUGCCGAGGCGGAAAUAGAGGUGGUACCAGUAACGGGUAUCCAGGCGCGCGCGGCGACGCGCACGCUGCUGGUGGGUGCGCCGGCGCCGCUGUGGCUGGAGGCGGAGGGGCUGUCGGCCGCGUCGCUCGCCGCGCUGCACCCGCCGCCGCGCGUCACCUGGAGUCUGCGCGACCCCGUCAGCGCAAGGCUGUACACAUCCUACAACGAUGAUUUACUCGAAAGAUCCAUAGCGGAAGGUUUGUCUGUGAGAGUGGUUCCAUUGAAGCCUGGAGUAAUCACCAUCGACGUUAGAGUACGAAAUAUGGGACAGGUGGCAGAAACCCGCUCAUGGGAUAGCACCAUAGAGAUUGUAGCCAUCUCAGACAUAACGACAUCUGUCAAAGGAUCAUCAAAGGACAUGACUUCUGGCGAUCGGCUUGCUCUAGCCGUUGGAGCUGUGGUACGCCUUCAAUCUUCGCCAAGGAGUAGCUGGAAGGCAUAUAGAGAGGGUGUGUUUAAUGUCACGGCGAAUGGGGAGCUCAGAGCGCUUGCGCCAGGGUACGGUGUGGUCGUGGCACAUCAUAAGGAUGAGAGAAUCAACGUUUACAGGGAAACGGUGAUUCACGUGGAGGUGUCGGUGCCGCAGUACUGCACGGCGGAGGCGGGCGCGGAGGAGGGCGCGGUGCGCGUGCGCGCGCGCAGCUCGGUGGGGCGCGCGCUGCUCGCGCCGCACGCCGACGUGUCCGCGCACCCCGCCGCGCUCGCGCACGCGCAGUAUGCGCACGAUAGCGUGCUAGGAACAGAGUUGUUGAUAGCGGGCGUGGAGCCGGCGGGCACCUUCAUGACCUUCAGCAGCACGGUGGCGGGCGUCACCGUCACCGACGAGGUCUGGGUGCCCGGCAACGACGCCAGCACUGAGAGGAUUGUCGCGACGGGCGGUUGGUUGGUGUGCCUGCGCGGCGAGGGCUGGCGAAGUGGCGCGGGCGUGGCGCUGGCGGGCGCGCGCGGCGUCACGCUGGCGCUGCUCACGGCGGCGGCGGGCGCCAAGCACACGCUGCGGCGCGAGCGCCCCGUAGCGCUCCUCACGCUGCACCAGCUGCCCGUGCAACAGUUGGAGUUCUUGGCAGGCGAGUGGCCCGCAGCCCUGGUCCCGCUCACGACGACUGCGGCCGGUCUCACGCAGGGUCCAAUCAUAUGCACGGAGGAACAGAAGUACGCGCUAGAGGGCGUGCAAGUGAACCUGCCUUACACUUGCCGCACUGAAACGCCGCACAUCGCGGAGCCCGCGCUUGAUAUUAUUAACGGACAAAUGGGUUGCAAAAUAAUCCCAGGCGUGCCUAUCACCGAGGCUAUGGACGUGGAGGUGUGCGCGGAGUGGGGCGUGAUGCGCGCGUGUCGGCGUACGGCGCUCGUCCCGGCGAUAAGGGUGUCGCGCGAGCGUGUGUCCGCGGCGCAUGCGCCCGCGACCUUCAGCGUGCUCGGCCAUCCGCGCGCGCUGCGGCUCGUCAAGAUUACCUCCUCGCCUGGACUCAAAGUCGACUCUGUGGCCAAGGAAGAUGAAAUAAUCGUGACAGUGUCAAACGAUGUAUCGUCAACUUGUGGUCUCGGAGGUUAUGGUUGGGUAAAUGUGCACUCUAAACUCACUGCACAAGAGCUCAAAGUCGACGUUCAGAGGGAGUGUGACGUCGCGUACGGCACGGUGCUGGGCGCUUUGUUCUCCCUCAUAAGGCCAUAUUUAUCCACCCUGGCCACUAUUGUUGCUGCUAUCGGAGCCUAUAUUUACAUCCAAUCGAAGCUGCAACAGAAGAUAAUGGUACGCAUGCCAACGGCGCCGGCUCAGACAGCGGCGAUGCCGUUGCCGGUGACCCCCGCGCCGGAGUCCCCCACGCCGCUGUCGCCCCGCCCGCGCCAGUGGUCGCGCAGCCCCCCUGCUGCCAUGCUCCCAGCCGCCCCUGCGUACGGAGACGCGAGUUUCUCACCCAACUCCCAAAGAAGGCUCAUGCAAUAACGUUAAAGUGUAUUGCGAACGUUGCGCCGUAUCGGCGUUAGAAUUAUCGUUAGUGAAAUAGACAAUGUUUGUGAGACUUGAAAGUGAGUAAAAAUGACUUAUCGAUAUUAAGGAAUGUGUUACGUCACUAUUGCAGGUUGCGGUUAAAGUUUUGGUUGUAUGGUUUGUUGUGUUUUGACAUUAAUGUCAUUUAAAUUGACAUUCGAUGCUUCGUACAAAAAAUUUAAAGGGAUAAGGAAAACUAAUUACAAGAAUGAAUAAAACAUCUAAUAUAUGUCGACACUAAAAAUUGAGUUAUCGGCAAUUGAUUAUAAUCGAUUACUACAUGUCGAAACCAAAAAAGGAACCACAGGAACCUAUGAGCAUCGACAAGAUUCUGAAAAUAUGGGUGAGUUGGGCAAAGAGAAUCGAAAACGAAAAACGUAUUAUCCGCCACGUUGAAUAAACGAUCCUAACUUAUUUCGAUCCAUCUCAAAAAUGUACUAAUUAGAACAAUUUUUACUGGCUUACAAAUAAUUUAUUAGGAUUGGUUCUUUCUCGAAAUCGGAUUGAAGAUUGAAAUUGGGAUCGUUUAUUGAAAACAACUGUACAUUUAGUACAUGUUUUAGUUAAUCAACACUAAUGUAAAAGAGACAUCGACCAUGAAAAUAAAAACCAUAAACAGAAUGGUGCAUGUUAAGCCGCGAAGAGUUAGCAUUGCGUAUCCCAAUCCCUAACUGCGGAUUGAUGGUAAAUCCAUUUGUGAGCAUCACAAACAAACUGUUCUUAUUGGUACAUUUUUACUGACGAUCCAAAAGCAGCUGCUAUGAUCUUUGAAAUCGGCGGUAAAAGGAUAACGUGUUUUCUUUUGUCAUACGACAUGUUAUUGAUAAAAUAUAGUUUGAAUUUAGUAGACUGAGGUCUGUAUUUACAAAUGUUACUUGGCUAAGGUAUGGAGCCAGGUAAGAUAAGUCUGUUUCUCAGUGCUUACAGCGUAACAAUCUUCGCAGUGCGUAGGUAUAGGGGCACUGUGAUUGACUAAUUUCAACUUUACUUCAGUUGCCUGUCAUAUAAAAAAACUGAAUAAAGCCAACGAAAACUAUGUAAUUGGCUACACUAUGCAUCCUCAUAGUGUGAUUUGUGAAUAUGGUUGACGGAAUUCAUGAAAAAAAUUAAGAGUGUUAUAUUUUGCUUUUGUAUGGAAUAGAAAUCCAAAUGUUCGUUUUUACUGUGUCAAAGAAGAAAAACUAAAUUUAUUACAGUGGUUAAUUAUUUGCUCUUCAGUCUUAUGAUUCUUGUUCCUAAUUUAUUGAAUCAGUUGACAAGUCAACUCAAUUGAUAGUGUGGUGAUUGUUUUUUUUUAUAUUGUUUCUCACAUUGGUCUCGAUCCAUUUUAACUUUAGUAUAACUAUAAACGUAUUUUAUGUUUUCUAGAAACUAGUCUUAUUCGCAUUAUAUUAAAACGACGUGGAAAUAAUAUCGAUCAAUAUCGAUAUUCAUAGACUGCGAAUUAUCAAGUACAAAAUAUUGAACAAAUUUCUUGAUAAUAACGUUUAUAUUAUUCUCAACUCUUUAAAGUUAAUCGUGACUAGUAAAUGCUCGCGGCUUCGACCGCGUGAUUUUUUCUGGCAUAAUUCCCGCUUUAUAUUUUCCCCGGGAUAAAAAGCAAUCCUAAAUCCUUCCCAGGGUUUCAAAGUAUAUACAUACAAAAUUACAUCAAAAUCGGUUGAGUUUUUUGGGCUUACCGCGUUCCGAGAGACUCCAUGGGGACCUUGUGCUAUUAUGUGUAAUGUAAGUGUAACUGUGCAGUAAGUUUAUUGAUUCGAUUUCUUACCUCAUGACUUUCGUCGCUGUAUUAUCAAAAUGUCGUUUGUUUAAAUAUUCUAUUUCGGGAAACAUAAUUUUUUAUAGUACUAUGUAAAAAGUUUUUUUUUUAUUUAUUCAACCAUAAUAACAUUAAAAAGAAAUUGUAACUAGUACAUGAACAUUUGUAAACACAUGACAGUUUGCAUUAUGUUUUUCAUAAAUAUCAAACAUACAUUUUGAUAUGACAGCGACAUUAACAGUUGUGAUUUAAAUUGUUUUGUAUUGUAACUACUUCUACUUUACCGAAGUAUCUCAUUUGUUCUUAUGAAAAUAUUCCUGGUCGUCCAAAGAAAAUACCUUUUUUUAUUGUUUUUAUUUAUUUUUUUUGUUUUUUUUUAAAUCAUAGUGUGAUAAAUAAGCUGUAAAACGAAAUAAAAAAGAAUAAUCUGUUUGGUUGUGUUUUAAAAUUAUUACAAAUAGUGGAUACUGUGUAACAUUUAUUGGAAAGGGUACGAAAUAUAUUACAAGGGUUUAGUCAGCAUACUUUAGAAUUAGACUACAAUGAUAAAAUGUAAGGAAUGGCAGCUAAAAUAUACAUUACAAUAGUGUGAUGUCUAGACUUAAAUUAUCUAAAAUAUCACAUAUAGCAGGUGACCUAAUAGUAUUUUUUCCUUUAUUCCAUUAAAAUACGAGAUAUACAUUAGAUUUUAAUAAAAAAAAAUAGAAAUGGGUAUCUAGAAGAGAUAUCACAUUAUAAAUGUGCAGUUAGAAUUUUUAUUUAUAUGUAAAUGACAAAGUUGUGAUGAGUUUUCAUAAAUCCUGCAUAGAAUUAUGGACACAACCCAUAGUAACAAAUACUAUGUAGAUCACAUGUCAGAUUGACGUUCAUUAAUAAAUACUAAGAAGCGCUUAUAUGAAUGACAAUAAGACAUAGUGAAACUAUACAGUUGCAGCAAUUGAUUAAUAGAUGCUGGAAAAUCAGAAUCAUCAAUCAAUGUAAGAUUUAGCCAAAAAUUACCUUAUUUUAGGGAUGUAAAUUAUAUAAACCAACCAGACACUUUUGUAACCUAACUGAAAAGCAACCAUGAACAUGGUGAAACUUUUGACAGAAAAACCCGCAGUCAUUCUUAUGAGUUGAUAGUAAAUGUUACGAAAUUCUGAUUUACUAAAUAUGUUUAGCCUGGUUCUAGAUUAAGAUUUUAAUUUGUUUUUUCUUUCAUUGAUUCCAUUGAUCUGCCGCCACUGCCUAAUUUUUGUUCUAUUAAUGGGAUUUUGUUUUUAUGAUCUGAAAGGCUCUGAACUUAAUUUAGAUAAACCAAAAAUUUCAUAUCGCAAUUUCCUGCGGCAUUUUGAUUAAUAUCUAGAACUACAAAUUUGACAAAAAUUAAAAAAAACAAAAUCUUAGAAGUGAGUGGAUUUGUAAUAGUUUUAUUUAAAUUUAUGUAAGUACUUAUAUACUUACUACAACUUGUGACUUAGCAUUAUGACUCAAAAUAAAUGUAUGUUAACAUAUAUUUUGUAAGAAAUUUUGUGAUGCUUGGAAAUAAAAUAUUUUUCGUGAAAAUUAUAUGUGUAUUUU
Molecule: messenger RNA, 8647 nt
Organism: Manduca sexta (tobacco hornworm)
Lineage: Eukaryota; Metazoa; Arthropoda; Insecta; Lepidoptera; Sphingidae
Gene: Gp210
Product: nuclear pore membrane glycoprotein 210
Exons: 29
Coding region: 148-5283 (1711 amino acids)
Cellular component (GO): nuclear pore
Source: RefSeq, a predicted model, not a curated record